AGUAUCGAUAAUUAGAGCGCCCCCUCUUCCAUCUCUAAUUUGGUUUGUUUUGAUCAACAGCCGGAUCAUCCAUGUGAUGAUAUAAAAUUAAAAAAAUGGACCCCACGACGAAUGAUUACAAGGAGUUUGUCACCGAUCUGGUCAUUCCGCACCAGCGGAUGAAUGUGAACAUUAAUCCGGAUCACAUCACCAUGCUGGAGGGAACGAAGAUCAAGAAACAGCAUUCCCGCAAGCGCCGCGCUCACAAAUCUGGGGUUCUCAGUCGCAAGGAGUACGCGGAGCUUGGACUAAAUACCCUUCCGACCAAGCAGAUGAAGUACGAGGAAGCCCUGCCCCUUCACAACCUCUGGAAAGGAUACGUUCGCGAGCACCUAGAACUUAGAGAAGGGGCCGAGGUACCGGAAGUGCACGAUUCUCGUUACGAAGAGUUCAGCCGGCAGCUGGUAAAACUAGAUUUACACGGCGCCAAGCUAAAGGUCGUCCAAUCCAAGUGCCGCACUCUGGAGGAUUUAGCUGGCAUAUGUGUCAUGGACACCAAGAACGUGCUGAAGCUCCUCGGCAAGGACCACCGGCUGCGGACAAUCCCCAAGAGCGAGUGCGUCUUUGGAAUGAAAGUGGGAAACAUGCAGUUCACCAUAUUCGGAAAACACUUAAAUAUUCGACCAGCCGAGAGAAGCGUUAAAAAAAUCAAGAACUUUGUGGAGCCCUUCAUGUAGGAACUUCAAGACCAAAACUCAUCAUUAGCCUAAGAAACCGAAUUCUAUUGUUACUUUAAUAAUAAACAAACUAAUUCGUAUUUUUGAGAAGAAA
This is a messenger RNA of Drosophila suzukii, 810 nucleotides long. It is a transcript of the gene Pop4, whose product is annotated as ribonuclease P/MRP subunit POP4. Gene Ontology annotation, molecular function: ribonuclease P RNA binding. NCBI's taxonomy places the organism in Eukaryota, Metazoa, Arthropoda, Insecta, Diptera, Drosophilidae. Gene Ontology annotation, biological process: rRNA processing; tRNA 5'-leader removal. Gene Ontology annotation, cellular component: ribonuclease P complex; ribonuclease MRP complex. The record is from RefSeq and is a predicted model, not a curated record.